Molecule: messenger RNA, 846 nt
Organism: Andrographis paniculata
Lineage: Eukaryota; Viridiplantae; Streptophyta; Magnoliopsida; Lamiales; Acanthaceae
Exons: 2
Coding region: 1-846 (281 amino acids)
Biological process (GO): transmembrane transport
Cellular component (GO): membrane
Molecular function (GO): transmembrane transporter activity
Source: RefSeq, a predicted model, not a curated record
AUGAGGAACAAAGGGAGCCUCGUCGGGAACUUCUUCGAGAGCCUUUUCUACACGCACCUCGUCCUCGUCGCAUGUCUAGUGCUCUAUCUAACAUUUCGCGACCCCGAUCAUAAUCGUCGUUUCCAGCCAAGGAUAUGGCAUCUUCUUGUCCAGUCGUCGACAGCCUGCGCAGGAAUCAUAGGAUUCGUGUGGCAAUUGUUUACGUACCUUGAUCCUUCGAGGACUUUCCUCGCCGCAUUCUGGCUCAGCCCUUUUCUCACCUCCGCAUUUGGGAUUAUGCUCGCGUGCGUCGAAACUCCGGCGUGUUUAGCAGCCGCAAUGGUCCUGAUAGUCGCCGGCGUCGCGCAAUCGCUUUACGGGUGCUGGGCGAGUCCAAGAUUCGACAAUUCCUGCAGGAUACUAAUCUUUUCGAUCAAGAACUGUCCUCCGAGAGUCAAGACCGUCGUAUUCCUUUCCCUCGUCGUCAGUUUUCUUUACACGGCGUUCUUGAUGUGGGGAAUCGGACGGGCGACUGCGGGGGGGACGAAGAUCGACGUCCUGUUCAUUUUCCUCUCCACGGCGAGCUUAACAUGGACAAUGCAGGUAAUCAAGAACGCGAUACAGGCGACAGUCGGGCACGUCAAGUAUAUGAAAUUCAUGUGCGGAAUAGAUCUCGACUAUAAGGUAGUAGUACAGACAGAAGCCAAAUAUUCGAUCGGAAGCAUAUGUUUGGGUUCGAUUCUCGUACCUGUCGUCACGGUGGCGCGGGGUUUAGCUCGUGCGGUAAGCCUGAUGGCGGGCGACGUUGACGAGCAUCACAAAGUAUGCAAAUCGAUGGGGAUUUGUUUACGUCGGAGCUUACAGUAA